Ramularia collo-cygni is the source of this 3153-nucleotide messenger RNA. RefSeq lists its product as uncharacterized. Gene Ontology annotation, biological process: transmembrane transport; metal ion transport. Gene Ontology annotation, molecular function: cobalt ion transmembrane transporter activity; magnesium ion transmembrane transporter activity; cobalt ion binding. The record is from RefSeq and is a predicted model, not a curated record. The coding region runs from base 1 to 3153 and encodes 1050 amino acids. Lineage: Eukaryota; Fungi; Ascomycota; Dothideomycetes; Mycosphaerellales; Mycosphaerellaceae. The transcript is spliced from 4 exons. Gene Ontology annotation, cellular component: membrane.
AUGUCUCGACCACCACCACCGCCUCCAAGGAGACCGCUGCCAGCUGCCUACAGAUUUCCCGACUAUGGGUAUGGCGAUGAGGAGCGCAAGGAGCCUAUCACGCAAAGGUGUUAUAUGGGCAACAAGAUUCGAGUCACAGUGUCCAGCGCUCAGGAUGGCUAUCAAAACUCGGGUACGAACUACCCUCCAGUAAGGCGGCUACCACGAGUGGAGGAACGUCGAGUGCGGAGCCGCAGCAGAGAGUAUUUCGCGCAUCCUAGAAGGCGCGGAUCAUCUGCUCGCAGCAGCAGUAGUAAUGCUCGUGCGCAAAGAGAAGCCGACAGGAUGGAUAGUAGCAACGCUCGUGCGCGAAGAGAAGCCAGCAGAGUGGAUUAUGUGGAGAUUCGACCACAAUACCCUUCCUCUCGACGUUCCCGGGCCAGCAGCAGCGCAAGCAUCAUUUCCAAUUCUGAUGAGGUAUCAACACUGGAGUUUGAGUUCGACCUGUCAGAGUCAACAGCCUCUAGUAAUUCCCACUCCACCUCUACUAUCCAGGACGUUCAGCCUGACUCCAAACAAAACGCUGGGUACGGACUUACAGCCGGACCUACGACGAAUCUGCAUCUCGCAGCAACAAGAUGGUUGGGUAACACCUUUGAUGAUUGGGAUCUUGGUGUGGAGCUUACGACUGUACCUGCAUCGCCACACUUGCGGUCACAGAUGGACUGGCAUCAUAUGGAGCGAUCCAUGCCAACUUUCGACGAGUUCAUUGCUGUGGCGCGAAGAAGUCUGCAAAAGAUGCCCCAGAAAAAUCUACGUCGUGUCGAGAAGAUGCUCCGCAAGGUUCAGAAGGAGAACGAGAAACAGCGCCAGUUUGGCCGUGAGAUGAUACCAAUAUGUGUGAGCGAUACUGAAUAUCAAGAUGACGGAAUGGAAGACAAGCAAAACUUCUCCGCCUGCUUCUCAGCCUUUCCAUUUUUCUCGUUGGAGCGAUUGGCUGAGGAAAAGUCGUCGACAUCAACCACAGCCUCCCACCAGCCCAGACCACUACUACAGACUUACACUCGCACCGUCAACAGCAAGCGGGAGCUCUCGCAGGCAGUUACAACAAGGUCUUCGACUCCAAAGGAUCACAGCUUGCAUGUAUCUUCUGUUUGGUGCUUGGUCGUAGACGAUACAAUCAUCACCUGCAGCAGGAUGGGUUUAGAGGAGUUGCGUAAAGACUUCUCCAGUAUGUCAUCCCAACCUCAAAAAACUUCGGCGAGAUCGGUCCGCGUAAAGGUUGGAAAUGAUCGAAGCUGGUCGUUCCCCCUGGAUGAAGUUCGAUCCUGGCCUUCACUGCUUUCGAUAUUCGCCGACGACUUAUCAUCCAUUGGCARUUGUGAUGCUAGUGCUAAGAUCACGCAUCAGGAACGCACUGUCGAUGCGGCAACUUGGCAUCACGUCGUUGCAAACGCCACACAAUUUCCAAUUCAGUUGGUCUUGAAAGAAAGUCUCAACACUGGAUCCGGACUGCGCUCGAAGUUACGAUCUGUCAAGCAAGCUUUCGGUCCUCAGAGCCAGAUAAAGAGGUCAGGGUCACCGAAUGCCGUCGAUGUCGCUGCUGCAGAUCACGGAGGAGCUGGCUCAGCGGCUAGCCCACGGGACAUUGUCAACCAUCUCCAAGGUAUUCAAGCGCUCCACAUCUUCGGACUCGACAGUAAAGCGGCAAGCAGUCCCCUUUCUCGUCUGGCAGAGUCCCUGCACGACAAGUUGGCAGCGCACUCGAAUGAGAUGGCAGCUUCAGCAUAUAAUUCGUGCCCCGAAGCCUCUCUUGAAGACAUUCAAACAUCACUUUCCCAAGACAAGACUCCCUCCAGGAUUGAUACCAGCAGGACAGAUACCUCCAUGGCGACUGGCAAGUGUGGACAAAUCGUCAUCCUUGCAGAAUAUGUAUUCGCUUUUUUCUGGCCUGUUGAUUUCGAUCAUGUCAUGACAAGACGCUUUUGGGGCGCUUUGAAAGGGCUUCUCAAUUCUAGCAUCGGGGAGAGCAAGAUGUCAAGACAUAACGCUGAGCUGGCAGCAGAAUUCUACCACAUCCUUUACAGCCGCGUGUUCGCUGUAGUAUCCACACUCACUACAAACUUCGCUAGCGAUGUACCUCCUACACCACUCCCUACUCAGUUCUAUGAAUCUUGGCUCCAUCUCCUCAGCGCUUUUGUGCUUUUCAACCAGGCAAUACAAAAAGACGCUCGGCCUCGGCCCAGACUAUUGCCUACGCUGCAACUAAGGUGUGCUGCGACAAAGCUUGAAACAGGAGAGCGGGAGCUCGUCAAUAAACUAAGGACAAUAGAUGUGGAAGAUCACGAAAUCUGUCCACCGAGAGGUGUAGUCGCCUUGAUGCUGAAUCGAUUCAGUCAGGACAUGAUCAAGGAAGGUCUUGAUGUGGCCCAAAUAUACGGCGACUUCUAUCAGCAACUGGACGCAAAGAUUCUCGACAACCCUCUCACCCGAGCCCAUCAGGCAAGCAUCAGGGACCUCCAGCAAGAGCUUGAAGCAGUUCUCAACAUCCUCACAUAUCAAUUGGAUGUAGUCAACGUCUUUGAGCGUAGCAUUCAAGCUCAAGAUGAUGGUGGUCGACAACGCAUGCCAUAUCUGCCCCUCCUCCUCCUUGAUUCUCGCCAAGACGCCAUCUUAGGCACUUGCAAAAAUUCUCUAACAGCACGGAUCGAUAAGAUCAAGGCUCUGCAAGGCCGAGCCACUGAGCUUGGAGAGUGGCACUUAGGGGAAAUUGACAGUAAUAAAGAUCGUCAAGAAGCURCCAUUAUGGUCUUUACGAUUGUUACAAUCAUCUUCUUGCCGCUUUCUUUUGUGUCUAGUGUUUUUGGCAWGAACUCUUCUGAUAUUCGAGACAUGGAAUUCGGACAGUGGCUUUAUUGGGUCGUGGCGCUACCAUUGACGAUCGUCGUGAUUGGUGGAAGUCUGUAUUGGGCGGGGGCAUUGGAGAACUGGCAGGGAUGGUCUCCGAAAUGGGGGAGGAGCAAUGGRAACUAUUAUCAGCCUCCUGUGGUGUCGCAGCAAUCGACGAGAGUUGUCCCGGGGGUGAGGAGAGAUGUGGUGGAGGAGAUUGAUGGAGAGAGGCCUAGGCGGCGGACUACUUAUCCUGCGAGGCGAACGGCAAGGCAUUAUGUAUAG